Penicillium maclennaniae is the source of this 1908-nucleotide messenger RNA. RefSeq names its product putative very-long-chain acyl-CoA synthetase family protein (CefD1). The transcript is spliced from 4 exons. The record is from RefSeq and is a predicted model, not a curated record. Gene Ontology annotation, molecular function: long-chain fatty acid-CoA ligase activity; long-chain fatty acid transmembrane transporter activity. NCBI's taxonomy places the organism in Eukaryota, Fungi, Ascomycota, Eurotiomycetes, Eurotiales, Aspergillaceae. The coding region runs from base 1 to 1908 and encodes 635 amino acids.
AUGGAUCUGAUGGAUCUCGGUACGGCCGCCGCCGCCCUGGCAGGAGGCGCAACAGUGGCAGCAUACCUGAACGCGAAAUUCCAUAUCAAGAAAGACAUUUCAUCUGUACUCAGCGCUAAAAAAGGCGAACGCCAAUAUGCACAAGCGGUGCAAAAAGGCCGCGGGAAUCCUUGGUAUGUAUUCUUAGACACAGUGCAGAGAUACCCCGACAUGGUCUGCCUAUGGACUCGAGAAAGGUCAUACACCUACCGCGAAGUCCAAGAACAAGCCUGCCAAUACGCCCAUUUUUUCCUAUCCCAAGGCGUGGAGAAAGGCGAUCUGGUCGGCUUCUACCUGCAGAACCGAGCCGAGUUCAUCAUCGCCUGGAUCGCUACAUGGAGUAUUGGUUGCGCCCCUGCUGCGAUUAAUUACAACCUGACUGGCGAUGCACUGGUGCACUGUCUCAAGAUUAGCGGAACCAAACUCACCCUCGUUGAUGAGGAUGAGACAUGUCGCACCCGUGUGGCUGAAUGCGAAGGUAUACUGGCAGGCGAGCUGGGCAUGAAACUAUUAACCCUAGACGGCUCCCUUAAGGCGCAAAUUCGGAUCAUGCCGGCCAGCUUGCCGCCUGCGGAUCUCGCAAAGAACAUGGCGGGCGAAUUCCCCGCGAUCUUGCUCUACACGUCGGGAACAACAGGCAUGCCCAAGGGCUGUGCGUUCACCAUGGCUCGGAUCUACACGACGCUUUUCAUCCGUCGUGAUAUGAUGAGUGAUAAGAAUGGCCCUGACGGUGACCGUUGGUACAGCUGCAUGCCUCUAUACCACGGCACUGCAGCUAUCAGUCUAAUUGCUUGUCUGACAAUGGGCGUCAGUAUCGCCCUGGGGCCCAAAUUCAGCGUUCGCAAUUUCUGGAAAGAUGUGCGAGAUUCCGAGUCUACCAUAUUCGUCUAUGUCGGCGAGACAGCUCGUUACCUUCUCGCAUCGCCUCCAUCAGCCGAGGAUAAAAAUCACAAAGUGCGUUGCAUGUAUGGUAACGGCCUUCGUCCUGAUGUCUGGGAAGCAUUCCGCGCGAGAUUUGGUGUUCCUGAGGUCGGUGAAUUCUUCAACAGCACAGAGGGUAUUUUCGGGCUGUUCAAUUACAACUGUGGUCCCUUCACCGCUGGUAGUGUCGGACACCAUGGUCUCUUGAUGCGUGGCCUGCUUCAUAACACAUUCAUCCCCAUCGCCAUUGACCCCGAAACCGGAGAUGCGCUCAGAGAUCCCAAGACUGGCCUUGCCGUUCGCGCAAGUUACGAAGAAGGCGGCGAGAUCAUCGUUCACAUCCCCGAUGAGAAGGCUUUCCAGGGCUAUUGGCGCAACGACUCCGCGACUGAGAAGAAAUUCCUCCGCGACGUCUUCAAGAAAGGCGAUAUCUAUUAUCGCUCCGGCGAUGCUCUCCGCCGCCAACCUGAUGGCCGUUGGUACUUCCUCGACCGUCUCGGCGACACAUUCCGGUGGAAGAGCGAGAACGUAGCAACUGCUGAAGUCGCCGAAGUAAUCGGCCAAUUCCCUGGCAUCGCCGAGGCAAAUGUCUACGGCGUCAAACUCCCCAACCACGAAGGUCGAGCCGGCUGUGCCGCUCUCCAGAUCACUCCCGAAGCACGCCAGGGCUUUGACUUUGCGGCACUUGCGCGCUUUGCUCGGUCCAAGCUCCCGCGAUACGCCGUCCCGGUCUUCCUGCGCGUCGUCGACACCUCAUCGCAUAUCCACAACCACAAGCAGAAUAAGGUCCCCCUUCGCGACGAGGGUGUAGAUCCAGCGCUUAUUGGAACUAAGGUCCCCGAUGGAAAAAGCAAUCAGUUCCUCUGGAUUGCGCCCGGUGAGCAAGAUUACACCUCCUUUGGGAAAGAAGAGUGGGAAAGGAUCGCUAGUGGAAAUACGAGAUUGUAG